Molecule: messenger RNA, 813 nt
Organism: Cicer arietinum (chickpea)
Lineage: Eukaryota; Viridiplantae; Streptophyta; Magnoliopsida; Fabales; Fabaceae
Source: RefSeq, a predicted model, not a curated record
AUGGAUCGUGAAAUAUUUUCAUGUCUAGUCAUAAAAUUGGGUCGUUCCCCUUCUCAAUCUCUUUUAGUCAUGGCCUUGUGGCUUUGGCUAGAAUACAUUGGUUAUCCUAAUCUUGUUUCAAAAUUGAUUGAUCUUCCUCGUAUAUUAAUAAAUCUUGUGGCACAAGAAGCUGUAUCUUGCUUGAAUUGUUUGGAGUUUGAUGAUUUUCAUAUCCCAUAUAAUGGUGUCUUGACUCUAACUUCAGCGUUAAUGCAAAAAGAAAUUUCACUUCAACUCUUCAAACUCAAAAAGUUCACUGCUAUAGCCGGUAUUAAAAAUGUUCUAAAUAAAAUAUGUGCUAGAAUUUUUAAAGAUAUUUUGUUACGUAUUUUGGGUAGUCCUUAUAUGGGAAAAUUACUACCUUAUGCUUAUAGACCCGUGAUUGUUCCCGGUUUUCCUCAUCGAUUAUUUGGUGAUUUUAAUUCACCACCAACAAAUUUUGUGCAACUUGAUUUGUCUGAUCCUAGGAUAUGGAAUAAAAAUAGACUAUUUGAUGAUGUAUUAGAUGGUGAAAAAACUAUAUUCUUAACAUUUUCUAGGGGAUUUCCGGUUACUGAAGAGGAGGUGAAAUUUGUUUUUACAAGCACUUUUGGGAUAAAUUGUAUCAAGAAUUUGCAAAUGGGGAAUAAAGGUUUACGUGACCAAACUUUAUUUGCAACUAUGGUUGUGAAUGAUGUGGAAACACUUGAUCGAAUUCUGAAUGGGAAACACAUUGCAAAGUUCCGUAUCAAUGGUAAACAUAUUUGGGCUCGUAAGUAUGAGCGUCGAGAAUAA